AUGUCUACUGUUUCAGCACCGACAGGUCCUGUGGAUACUGUUGUGCCCAGCCCAGAGCCUAUUGCUAUUGUCGGCCUUGGUUGUCGAUUUCCUGGUGAAUCUGACUCCCCCGACGAGUUCUGGGAAUUCCUUCUGCAAAAGCAGUCAGCCUUUUCUCGACCGCCACUAUCGCGUUUCAACAUUGAUGGAUUUCAUUCGAAAAAGAAUAGUCCCGGUUCUCUGCGUCCGGAAGGUGGAUAUUUCAUCUCUGACUCAAUUUUUGACUUCGACCCAGCCUUCUUCGGGCUCACGCGAAGCGAAGCCUCGGCUAUGGAUCCGCAGCAAAGAAAACUACUGGAAUGUGUCUUUGAGGCGUUUGAGUCGGGUGGCAUUCCGUUGGAGCAAGUGUCUGGCUCCAACACAGGUUGCUAUAGUGGCGAGAUCGAUGCCGCCGUGAUGGCAACGGACAAGAUGGGUGUCCUCUCGCCUACUUCUACCUGUCAUACCUUCAGUUCAGAGGCAGAUGGAUAUGGCCGUGGCGAGGGAAUUGGCGCAUUGUACCUCAAGAGGCUCUCCGAUGCCAUUCGUGAUCAAGACCCCAUCCGUGGAGUAAUCCGGGGGACAGCGGCGAACUCGAACGGCAAGACCAGUGGUAUCACGCAGCCCAGCGCCAAAGGACAAGAAGCGGUGAUGCGGGAGGCCUAUCGCUUUGCUGGAAAUCUUGAUUACGCCGACACGUCCUACUUUGAAUGCCAUGGGACCGGAACUGCUGUCGGAGAUCCAAUUGAGACUAUGGGAAUCUCACGCGUGUUUCUACCGGAUGAUACGACCAGAGACUCGCUGCUAGUGGGUGCGGUCAAGACUAACAUUGGCCACGGUGAAGCCUCCAGCGCUAUGGCUAGCAUUAUCAAAGUGAUAAUGGCCAUGGAGAAUCGGAUUAUUCCUGCCACGAUCGGUAUCACUUCUUACAACCCUAAGAUUGACUUUCGUGACGGGAAGCUGCAAGUUGUUCAGGAAAAUAUUGCAUGGCCGGACAAUUAUCAUGUCUGCCGUGCUAGCGUGAACUCCUUUGGCUACGGCGGAGCUAACGCCCAUGCCAUUAUCGAAGCUGCGGACUCAGUCCUUCCUGGAUAUCGGUCUUUCGUUCGUAAGGGCGGGAAAACACUCUCCCAGUCACCUACUCUCGACAUGAUUGGAGUAAACGGCUCCAGUGUCCAGGCCAUUCCGCGCGAGGAGUUUAUCCUCCCCUUCUCCGCACACGACUUUCCCACUCUGAAAAACUCUCUGGCAAAUAUCCGGAAAGUGUCUGACCAGUACGAUAUAUUGGAUUUGGCAUUCACUUUGAGUCAACGUCGUUCUCGCUUCUUCAAUCGUGCUUACGCUGUUGUUGGUCGACAAUCCACGGUCGACGAUCUGGACGACGCAGAAAUAGUAUUUGGAAAGCGUGGCAAUGGCGCUAACAUUGCCUUUAUCUUUACUGGACAAGGUGCCCAGACUCCACAGAUGGGUAAGGAACUCAUGCAACAGUUUCCUUCUUAUCUUGCUACUAUUCGCAGGCUCGAUGGCAUCCUCGCCAACCUCGGCGAAGAUUCUCCGCACUGGACUAUCGAGGGAGCUCUCAUGGAGCCUGCUACAACCAGCCAGAUUCACGAUGUAGAGUUGUCACAGCCCCUUUGUACCGCUGUUCAGAUCGCUUUGGUCAAUCUACUCCACUCCUGGGGGAUAAUACCCCGUGCCUGCGUGGGUCAUUCUUCUGGCGAGAUAGCCUCUGCUUAUGCAGCUGGUCUUUUGACCGCGGAAGAGGCCAUUGUAUUUGCCUACUACCGGGGUUGGGCUGUUGGAAAGCUUAAUGUCCAAGGUAUGAUGUUGGCUGUUGGUGCCAGUCCGGAAGACGUCCAGCCUUUCCUACAACCUGGCGUUAUCAUUGCUUGCUACAACUCCCCCGGCAGUGUCACCCUUAGCGGUGAUUCCAAUGCGAUUUUACAAGUCAAACUCGCGCUAGAACAGGCCAAGAUAUUCGUACGAGAAGUGAAGACUGGUGGUCGGGCCUACCAUUCGCACCAUAUGAAGCAGGUCGGAACCGCCUAUGAGGAGCGUGCCCAGGCCGCGAUUCAAACAUUGACUGCGCCUGAUGGACCAAAAUUCAUUCGACAGGCUACCUUCUUUUCCUCUGUUACUGGGAAAGUCUUGGACAGUUUCAUCAAGCCUGACGCGUCGUACUGGCGCGCCAACCUCGAGUCCCCGGUUCGAUUUACUACCGCGGUCAAUUCAAUGCUAUCGGUAGAUGAGCUUGGCAUCAAUUACACGAUUGAAAUCGGUCCUCACUCUGCCUUAGCAGGUCCUCUACGUCAGAUCCGUGACAGCCUCGGCAGGACUUCCAAAGACCUCGAUUACUCUCCCACUUUGGUUCGUGGUGAGAGUUCCGUUACGCGACUUCUCACCGUAACUGGUGCCUUAUUUAUUAAGGGUUACCCUGUUGAUCUUGGCCGCGUUAAUGCCAUUGAGAAACGACAAAACCGUAGUUUGGGCAUUGAGUAUGGCACGACCAUUGUAGAUUUGCCGAGAUACUCUUGGAACUACACUGACACCAAGAACAUGCGCCUAGAAAAUCGCCCCAAUAACGAGGUCAGACACAGAGUUUUCCCCCACCAUGAUCUUCUAGGCAGCAUCCUUCCAGGUGCCAUGGAUAGCCAAAGACAGUGGAGAAAUCUUCUAGACAUCAAAAAUUUUCCUUGGCUAGAGGAACAUAAACUCGGCUCUCAGCCCGUCCUUCCGGCAACUGGAUACUUGGCUAUCUCCGUCGAAGCUGCAAGGCAAUACUUGCAUGGUAGAGCAAAAUUCGAUGGACCAUUUCGAUACUUCCUUCCUCACCUCACAAUCAAAGCUGCCUUGAACCUUCCACCGGCGGGAACAACUGUUGAAAUUCUCACCAGCUUGAGGUUCAAGAAAGUAUCCGAUUCGGUGUCUUCGAAGCAUGAGCUUAGCUUCACUAUCGCCUCCUGCUUCGAGUCAGUUUGGACAGAGCAUUGUGUCGGGACCAUCCAGCGGGAGUCUGUUAUCAGUACAGGUACAAUUUUCGAUGAGACUGCAUUGGCAGAGCCAAAGACACCGCAUACGUGGUACAAUGGCUUCAAGAAAAUUUCUUUGAAUUAUGGACCACCUUUCGCUGGACUCACGGACAUCUUGACGGACCCCGCAUUGACACAGUGCGUUGCUACCACUCCUAUGCUGGCCGAAGGCAUUGACCCCCAAGAUUCUUCCUACAUUGUUCAUCCGACCACCAUGGAUACGUGCGUACAGGCCAUUCUUAUUGCCGCACAUAAGGGCUCUUUGAAACAGCUGAACAGAUCGUUUGUUCCUGUCAGCAUGGAAGGUGUUUCCAUCUGGUCGAUGCACGGUGAAGCCAUCCCUCCUCUUCAAACUGCAUCGGGUAAAAUCCUCGCCGAAGGCACCGUAAGUAGUUUACGAGCACUUCACGGUUCUUGCCAGCUCAGUGUGAACGGAAAGCCUGUUUUCGAGGCCAAGAGAAUCAACAACAUCGUUUAUGCCGAGGAUCUCAACCCUGAACCGAAAUUAAACCGACAUCCCUACCUUCGCUGCCUUUGGAAGCCCGAUAUUGAGAAGCUUUCCGCAGGAGAUCUACAGAAGUUCUUCGUAGAACAGAAGCUAUCUAAGACGUCAUAUGUUGACGCUCUCCUUGAUGUUUUGGUUCAUAAGCAUCCUUCGAUGGAGAUUCUGAUUGUGGGGGCCAAGAACCCAGAGUUUUUGUAUUCUGUCCUGGAGGCCGACUCUACUUUGAGGCGGUUUAAGUCAGUUUCUGCACUCACUACGUCGGAAGAGCAGCUGCCUUUUUUUGAAAAAGCCAUAUCUACAACUGCAGCUAUCGGUCGACUUCCUGGCGAGACUCCCAACCUGGAUGGAAAGUUAUUCAGCCUCGCAAUCGUAGAGGCGAAUGGUGAUUUUUCUGAAAUCGUUUCUAAGUUGAAGUCACUUUUAAGCGCUGACGGGCGCAUACUUCUACACGGAGAUGCAAAGCUGACGAAAGACUGGGCUGUUGGUCUUCAAUCCCUGAAUUUAGAGAUCUUCGGAUCUUUCACCGAAGGCGAGACAUGGGUAACCUUAAUCAACCCACUAAAGCCUCUCUCAGCUCUUCCAGUCGAUGACCUCACGCUGGUUACCCGCAAACUUGGCACCGAGAUUGCUCACAGCGUGGAAAGAGAGCUUGUAAAGUACGGUCCUGUUGUCGAGACCGUUUCCCUUGCCGAUAACAGUAUUAACUGCAGCAACAAAACCAUUGUUGUUGUUGCAGAGACGGAUGGCACCCUCUUCAACCAGUCUAUGACUGACAAGGAGCUGAAGAAUCUGCAACGCAUCGCUGAGCAGGCCAAGACUAUUCUUUGGGUCACACACGGAGAUCUUCUUGUGGGGGCUGAUCCUAAUGCUGCUAUUGUCAUGGGUCUUGGAAGAUGUCUCCAAUCCGAGUACCCAACGUUAGAUUUCAUUUUCUUGGACGUCGACCACAGAGAAGCAAGUCCCCUCGCCAAACAAAUCCAUACCGUCCUCCAAACUAUUGGCACAGUUCCUACAGUCGAUCGCGAGUACUUGGUCAAGAACAACACAUUCUAUAUCAGCCGUCUGUCAGAUGACCGCGCUCAAGACGAGGCCUUUUCUGCCCUGCUUAACACUACAGCAAUCAAGCAACAAUACACCGCCGAUAAAAAGAUGCGCCUCAAAAUUGAGCGUCCCGGUCUGCUUGAAUCUCUCCACUUUCAAGCCGUGCCGCACGAAGAUAGCCUUAAUCCCGACGCAGCCGAAGUGGAAGUGAAGGCCAUCGGGCUAAACAUGAAGGAAGUUGCUACUUUCAGGGGCAGCUUCAACUCUUUAUCGCUCAGCCAUGAAGGCUCUGGUAUUGUUCGACGGGUGGGCGCAAACGUUACGAAUGUUAGAGUUGGCGACAAAGUCUGCUGGAUGGCAAAAGGACUUUUCCAGAACAUUGAGACCUUCCAGGCUAAGUUUCUGCAUAAGAUUGCCGAUACAGACUCUUACGAGGAGGUUGCAACUAUGCCAUUGGCCUUUUCUACAGCAGUUUAUGGUCUUCUCCAUCUCGGUCGCCUCAAGAAAGGAGAUUCUGUUUUGAUACAUUCCGGCACUGGCGGUGUAGGCCUUGCAGCUAUCCAGAUUGCUCAGAUGAUUGGUGCGAAAGUGUUUGCGACGGUCGGUACUGAGGCGAAAAAAACCUUUCUCCACGAAACCUACGGUCUUCCCCGCAGUCAAAUCCUAAACUCUCGCGACACUUCCUUCGUUGAGGGCAUUAUGAAGGCUACCAACGGCCGCGGUGUCGAUGUUUCCUUGAACUCGCUCGUCCGUGAGCAGCUUCAUGCCACUUGGUCGUGUAUUGCCACUCAGGGUCGCCACAUUGAAAUUGGUCUCACCGAUAUCCUCGACUACGGCGACUUAGAUAUGAGCGUCUUCAAGCGUGGCGCUUCCUUUUCAGCUUUCGACUUCGGGGUCGUGGCUGAUGAAACGCCCGAUGUCGCCGUGGCCGUCAUGCAGGAGGUCAUCGGCUAUCUCCGUGACGGCAAAAUCAAACCCUUGUCACCAUCUGAUGUUUAUCCAGCUUCCCAAGUCACGAAAGCCUUCAUGCAGUUUAACAACGCCAAACGUAUUGGGAAGGUUGUUGUCAAGUUUGAAGAGGAUGAUGAGACAGAUGUUUUCACAGCUCCCCAGAGACCUAUCUACUCUCCAGAUGUUUCUUACCUUCUAGUAGGAUGUCUAGGUGGUCUGGGACGCUGCUUUGCUCGGGAGAUGGCCAAGCAGGGUGCUCGCCACUUAAUCUUCCUCGGUCGAUCAGGUGACGAGAAGCCCGAGGCUUCUGUCAUGGUUAAUCGUAUGCGUAGCGAAGGUGUGGACGUCCAAGUAAUCAAGGGUGAUGUUAGUAAAAAGCAGGACGUCCUUCGUGCCGUCCAGGCAGCCAAGGUACCCAUCGCUGGUGUGCUGCAAGGUGUGAUGGCUCUCGAUGAUCGUCUCUUCUCCAAUUACGACAUCAGCAGCUGGAAUUACGCUAUUGAUCCCAAGAUUGCCGGUACCUGGAACCUGCACAAUGCCCUAGCAGAUCAACCUCUCGACUUCUUUAUCAUGAUUAGUUCUAUUUCAGCAAUGACUGGCGCCCCAACACAGGGUAACUACUGUGCUGCAAAUACUUUCCUGGAUUUCUUCGCUCGCUACCGUCGCCAACAGGGUCUUCCCGCCACCACGAUUGCGCUUAGCAUGGUACUCGAAGUCGGUUUUGUGAGCCAGAGUCUCAUUAUCGAGCAGGGUAUCUCCCGCUCGGGGAUUCACGGUAUCGAUGAGAAGGAUUUCAUUCGCCUCAUUGAAGCAGGCGUAGCACCACAGCCAGACUCAAAGUGGCUGUUCGAUCAGUCUGCCAGCUGCUUCCUCGUCUCUGGACUCGAGCCUGCCAAACUUUCUUCCGAUAUCGAUGUCAACGACUUCCGCUUCUGGCUGCAGCCACGUGUUGGACCGCUGCUGAAUGCUAUCCUUGCAUCUGGCGGGGAUGACGCAGGGACUGCGAAGGCUAAAAUCAGUCUGGACCUACCUGGCAUCAUGGAACAGGUUAUAGCGAAGUUUGCGAGAACCUUUAGUCUCGAGGCUGAUGACAUUGAUCCCAUGAAACCACUAUCAAGCUAUGGCAUGGACAGUAUGAUCGGAACAGAUCUCAGGAACUGGUGUUACAAGCAGUUAGGAGCUGACAUCCCCACAUCCGAUUUCAUGGGACCUUCUCUAACAGCUCAAUCGCUGGCUCAGAAAGCAUUCUCUCUUCUAAACGUUUAA
Didymella exigua CBS 183.55 is the source of this 6810-nucleotide messenger RNA. RefSeq lists its product as uncharacterized. Lineage: Eukaryota; Fungi; Ascomycota; Dothideomycetes; Pleosporales; Didymellaceae. The record is from RefSeq and is a predicted model, not a curated record. Gene Ontology annotation, biological process: secondary metabolite biosynthetic process; fatty acid biosynthetic process. Gene Ontology annotation, molecular function: fatty acid synthase activity; oxidoreductase activity; phosphopantetheine binding. The coding region runs from base 1 to 6810 and encodes 2269 amino acids. The transcript is spliced from 7 exons.